ACAAGCAAAAUCACAUUUUUAUAACAAAAGUAGAAUUCCAGGAAUAAUCGUGUUGAUGGCACACACAUUAAAAUUGUCGCACCUAGGAAGGAACUGCAGCAUUUGUAUUAUAACAGAAAGGGAUUCUUCAGCAUUAAUGCUAUGGUUGUUAGUGUCUGUGAUCAUACAAUGAAAAUACGAUACAUAAAUGCCAAAAAUCCGGGAGCGACACAUGAUUCUAUGGUUUUUAAUAUGUCGUCACUGAAAAUACAUUUAGAGCAGCAACAUCUUAAUGGUCUUCGAAAUACUUGGCUACUUGGUGAUGCUGGAUACGCUCUGAAACCUUACUUAAUGACGCCGUUCAGAAAUUCUGAGUAAGGAUCUCUACAAAGGGCAUAUAACAAACAACAUGCCAAAGGAGGAAGUAUCAUUGAGCGAACAAUUGGAGUUUUGAAGAAUAGGUUUAGAUGUUUGUUGCAGGCAGGUGAAGAGCUCCACUAUAUUCCAAAAAAAGCAACACAAAUUAUAAAUGUGUGUGCAGCUUUGCACAACAUUUGCUUGUUUUAUAAUGUACAAAUCCCCGAUGAGGAGGAGUUUUCAAAUGUGACUUAUGACGAUGAUGUCGGAGACGUUGAAGUGGAACCUGUUGACAACUCACAAGCAGAAGACAUAAGAAAUGAAAUUUUAAGAACAUUAUAGAAAGCAUGAUUAAAAAAUAUUAAA
Molecule: messenger RNA, 702 nt
Organism: Rhagoletis pomonella (apple maggot)
Lineage: Eukaryota; Metazoa; Arthropoda; Insecta; Diptera; Tephritidae
Product: putative nuclease HARBI1
Exons: 3
Coding region: 142-357 (71 amino acids)
Source: RefSeq, a predicted model, not a curated record